AUGACAUCUACCACUUCCCACGAUGCUGUCAGUGACAGCCAGAAGAACGCAGAUCCAGUGGAUAUUGAGCAACAGGUCGAAGCUGUACCUUUCAGACACGAAAGGGUGAAAUCUCUCGGGGCAGGGUCUGCAUUGGCAUUGGGCGCAUUCGGAACGACUCUGACCACUCUCUCGCUCAGCUUAAUGGAGUGGCGAGGCGUCACUACCAACAAUGUGUUCGUGGCCAAUUUCUUCUUCAUCGCUGCAUUUGGCCUGGUCAUUACCGCGCAAUGGGAGCUGUCCAUCGGUAACGGCUUCAGUUAUACUGUCUUUAGUGCUUUUGGUCUCUUUUAUGCAGGCUACGGUGCUCUGUUGACGCCUGCAUUUGGAAUUGCGCAGGCAUACGGCGGCGAUAAUACGGCAGAAUAUAACAACGCUGUCGGAUUUUUCAUGAUCCUGUGGACGGUAUUUGUCUUCACGUUUCUGAUCGCAUCGCUGCCCAGCAACGUUGCCUAUAUUCUGGUGUUUCUGUUGGUGGAUCUGGGCUUUUUGAUGGUUGCCGCGAGCUACUUCGCCGCAGCAGAUGGUCACCCAGCAUCCUCAACCGCAUUGAAAAAGGCGGGCGGGGUUUUCUGUUUUCUGGCUGGACUAGUGGGAUGGUACAUUGUUUUCCAUUUAUUGCUGGCGGAUUCUCUCCUGGAUCUACCUUUGGGCGACACGUCGCGACUUUUUGGGAAGAAAAAGGGCAAGGGUGAAUGA
Aspergillus terreus NIH2624 is the source of this 738-nucleotide messenger RNA. RefSeq lists its product as uncharacterized. Lineage: Eukaryota; Fungi; Ascomycota; Eurotiomycetes; Eurotiales; Aspergillaceae. Bases 1 to 738 code for a protein of 245 amino acids. Gene Ontology annotation, molecular function: acetate transmembrane transporter activity. Gene Ontology annotation, cellular component: plasma membrane. The transcript is spliced from 3 exons. The record is from RefSeq and is a predicted model, not a curated record.